AUGAGUGCUAACGCAGCAAAUGCCUCACCCUCGGCGGGGACUGAGGUCCGCGUCUUUGGCGUCACUAUCCAGCAGAAACACAUGACAGCUGCGCUCAACUUUGCAAGAAUCUUCUCGUAUGCGACAACAUGGGACAAAUUCGUGUUGAUUCUAUCAAUGACGGCAGCCGCAGCGUCCGGCUUGUCAAUGCCAUUACUAUUCCUGCUCUUCGGUAAAUUGACGGAGGAGUUCACGGGUUUCUUCCGCCAGGGCGCCGACGAGACUGAAGCAGUCUUCACCAGCACGGUCAACAAAUAUGUUCUGUACAUAGUUUACAUCUUUUUUGCCAAGAUGUGCUUAUUGUACGUUGCCAAUCUCGGGUUCCGGACCACAAGUCUCCGGAUAUCAUCCGCUAUCAGACUUGCCUAUCUCAAUGCUCUCUUUCAAUUGCCUAUUUCAACACUGGAUAUGAUCCCGCCGGGGCAAACAGCCGCCAUCGUCACCAUGACGGCUAAUUCCCUUCAGUCUGGGAUCUCAGAGAAGUUGGGUCAUCUCUGCUCCAGUCUGUCAGUCGUAGUCAUCGGAGUAGUAUUAUCUUUGAUGUACGACUGGGCGCUUACCAUAGUCGUUGGUUUGGGUUUGGUCAUGGUGGUGUUCGUGUAUACGUUUGCCACAGGUGCUGUCUCUACCAAGAUGGCCGAUAUACAGAACAUUGACAUCCAGGCUGCUUCCGUUGCCACUGACGCUCUCACUUCAAUGAGAAUGCUGGCAGCAUGCGGGGCAGAAUCAAAGAUGUUGGAUCGGUACUCGGAGGUUGUAGACAAGACACGACGAAUCGGUGCUCAGAUGGCAUGUUUGUUAGGUGUGCAGCAUGGAAUCACGCAAUUAAUCACGAACAUAACUUUCGCCUUCGCAUUCUGGGUCGCUCUGGAAAUGUAUCAAUAUCAGCUUCUCGGGGGAAGUGGCCCCCAAUCAUUGAUAGUGGUACUUCUUUGUGUGAUGACAAUUGCCUCUUCCGUCGGUCAAAUUACCGGCCCCUUGACCGCUGCCUCACAAGCUGCCGAAGCAUGCGCAAUUUUCCACACCAUCAUCGACGCACCAAGGACCACCUAUGGCAAAGAUGUAAUCGAAGAUGCCGGUGCUGAAGAUGUUGUUCUACACAAUGUUCAUUUCACUUAUGCAUCUCGGCCUGACGUUAAGAUUUUGGAUGAUCUUUGCCUUCGAUUUCCUGCGGGUAAGGUAACUGCCAUCGUGGGUCCAUCUGGCUCCGGGAAGAGCACUAUCGUGGGAAUAUUACAAAGAUGGUAUGAGUUCAAUGGAGACCCAGUUACAAAUCCCAUGGUCCUGUGGCUUCGAAACGGAAUUGUUGCCAUUGGUAAACGACUGUUGUCAGAGCUUGAUAUCAAGUGGUGGCGGAAUCAGAUCGGCCUAGUUCAACAGGACAACGUACUCUUCAACACAACAAUCUACAAGAACGUCGAGUACGGUCUGAUUGGCACUCAGUGGGAAGACUCGAGUGACCACAAGAAGGCUAUGAUGAUUCGAGCUGCUUGCCAAGAUGCAUUUGCAGAUGAGUUCAUCUCGCGGCUUCCUGACGGAUAUGAUACUAUGGUCGGGCAAUCUGGCCUCAAACUCAGUGGUGGCCAGCGCCAGCGCAUAGCGAUUGCUCGUGCCAUUGUCAAGCAGCCCAAGAUCCUCAUACUUGACGAGGCAACUUCCGCAAUCGAUGUUCACAGCGAGCAGAUAGUACAGCAAGCUCUGGAUCGUGCGAGUCAAGGGCGUACAACGAUAGUAAUAGCACACCGCCUUGGAACCAUCAAGAAGGCUGACAAUAUUGUCGUUCUGCGCGGUGGCCGCGUCAUCCAACAGGGAACCCACCAAGAGCUGAUGAGUCAGAUUGGCGAAGGCUAUCAUGCUCUUGCUACGGCCCAGACCGUCACCACGGGGGACUCCGUGGCCGGUGACGAUGCUCUGGUGAAAGACCAUGGAACAUUUCCCUCACCCAUGGGACAGCCCGACGAUGUAGCCGAUGCUUUUUAUUUCGAGGAGAAGACAACCGAUCGAAGACCUGGAUUCAAACACGAGAUGGAGAGUGACCCAGGAGAUGACUUCAGCGACGACGAUGGCUCUGAUGGCACUCUUCUUGGCGAUGCAGACAUUGAAGAGGGUUCACGUCCAAUUGUGAUAAAAAUGCCGGAGAGUAGUCGGCUUGGCAGCUUCGGCACCUUGCUGUAUGAGCAGCGAUCCAGAUGGGUACCAUAUACGUUGGUAGUACUCGCGGCUUUGGGCGCAGGUUCAAGCACGCCAUUCCAGGCCUUCAUUUUCGCCAAGCUCAUAUCCCUAUUUUCUAUGUGGGGAUACAGCUUGUCGGUGCUCACCAAUUACUGGUGUAGGAUUUUCGUCUACCUUGCUGUUGGUGCCAGUCUGAGCCACCUUGUACUCGUCUGGUCGACCACCUCGGUUGGUUUCGCAAUUACUCGCGCAUAUCGUAAGGAAUACUUCGGUAAUAUCCUGAACAAACCCAUGUCCUUCUUUGACGACAGCCAAGAGAACUCGAUAGGCGCUCUGGUAGGCCGUCUUGCGGCGGACCCCUUCCAUCUGCAACAACUGCUAGGAGCCAACAUGGCGGCCAUGCUCGUCUCAUUUAUCAACGUUUUAGGCUGCGUCGUCAUAUCUUUGGCCUUCGGGUGGAAGCUUGCCCUGGCAGCAUUUGCCACUUCGAUGCCCGUCAUCAUCUUCGCCACCGUCUACCGUAUCCGCCAUGAGCGGAAAUUGGAUGCAAUGGGCGCCGCGGUGUUCGGGGAGAGCGCAACAUUUGCAGCUGAGAGUAUAGCGGCAAUGCGCACCGUGUCAAGCCUGACGAUGGAGGCGAGCGUUUGCAAACGUUAUGAUGACGUUCUCCGCAAGCACGUGAAGGAUGCUUUUCGUGAGGGUGUCUUCUCCGUAUGGCUGUUCUCAUUUAGCGACAGUAUUGCGCUACUUUGCAUGGCGUUCGUGCUCUGGUUGGGAACACGACUCUUGGCGACACAUGAGUAUACCCCGUUUCAAUACGUUCUUGUGUAUAAUGCCGUCGUACAAGGUGCUUUAGCUACUGGAACAUGGCUCAGCUUCGGACCGAACAUUGCAGCUGCGACAGCUGCGGCCGACCGUGUGCUGGCAGCUCGAGAAGACCAUGACGAUGAUGAGUUUUCCACUUUCAAUGCAACCAGCGGCCAUGAUGAAGCCAUCGAUGAUGAUUCAGAAAAGGGAAUUGCUCUUGACUUUAAGAAUGUUUGGUUCAGCUACCCGACAAGACCAGAAGUCCCGGUGUUGAAGGGCUUGGAUCUACAGGUCAGGAAAGGAGAGGUAGCAGCGAUCGUGGGAUCUUCUGGAUCAGGUAAAACCACGGUCAUUUCGCUCAUCGAGCGAUUUUACAAGGCCCAGUCUGGCAACGUGCGAUAUGAUGGGCGAUCUAUUGACGACAUAGAUCUGGCGUCUUACCGCUCGAACUUGUCUCUAGUAGCGCAGGAACCGUGUCUAUUCAGCGGCUCUAUUCGCGAAAACAUCAUGUUCGGGAUUGACCGGCACGAGCCAAGAUAUGAGGAUGAGAUGGCUGACGAGGAACGUGUGAAGAUCGCGGCCCGCGCUGCUGGCAUACACGAUUUCGUGGUCUCGCUGCCCGAGGGCUACGAGACUGACAUAGGCACGGCAGGUGUUGCAUUGUCAGGGGGUCAGAAACAACGCGUUUCCAUCGCACGCGCUCUCAUCCGUAACCCCAACGUGCUUCUCUUAGACGAAGCAACUAGCAGCCUGGACAGCGAGACGGAACGGAUGAUCCAGGAAGUGUUUGAUGCUGAAAGAGGAAAGAGGACUGUUCUUAUGGUGGCACAUCGGCUGGCGACUGUGCAAAACGCCGAUGUUAUCUUUGUGAUGAAAGAUGGCGCUGUCGUGGAGAAGGGGAAUCACACAAGCUUGCUUUCCAAGCGGGGAUUGUACUACCAGAUGUGCCAGUCGCAGGCUUUAGACAAGUGA
Diaporthe amygdali is the source of this 3990-nucleotide messenger RNA. RefSeq lists its product as uncharacterized. Gene Ontology annotation, cellular component: membrane. The record is from RefSeq and is a predicted model, not a curated record. Bases 1 to 3990 code for a protein of 1329 amino acids. Gene Ontology annotation, biological process: transmembrane transport. Gene Ontology annotation, molecular function: ATP hydrolysis activity; ABC-type transporter activity; ATP binding. The transcript is spliced from 18 exons. Lineage: Eukaryota; Fungi; Ascomycota; Sordariomycetes; Diaporthales; Diaporthaceae.